GGUGUCUGCACAGCGAGGGAAUGAAAGGAUGUUCUCCGUGCAGAUUCGCAGCAAAGCAGACGUUUUAUGGGAAGAUGGCAACCAGCGAAAAAAAGGACUCAGUGUUCGUACAGCUCGAAUACACAGGGUUGCUCCACUCGUUGCUGGAUGCCACGAAAAUGCACAAAACGUGGUCAGGAACAACACAAGAGAACUGUCAUGUCUUAAACAAAGACAGUCAGCACCGGCGCGCGAGCACGAUAAAAUCAGUUACGAAGGCGCAAGGACGUGGCAUUCUUCUCUAAACAGCCUUUAUGUGAGGCCUGGCGAUUUCUCUUGA
Molecule: messenger RNA, 319 nt
Organism: Toxoplasma gondii ME49
Lineage: Eukaryota; Apicomplexa; Conoidasida; Eucoccidiorida; Sarcocystidae
Exons: 2
Coding region: 29-319 (96 amino acids)
Source: RefSeq, a predicted model, not a curated record